Molecule: messenger RNA, 1260 nt
Organism: Antrostomus carolinensis (chuck-will's-widow)
Lineage: Eukaryota; Metazoa; Chordata; Aves; Caprimulgiformes; Caprimulgidae
Gene: NACC2
Product: NACC family member 2
Exons: 5
Coding region: 70-1152 (360 amino acids)
Biological process (GO): regulation of transcription by RNA polymerase II
Molecular function (GO): DNA-binding transcription factor activity, RNA polymerase II-specific; RNA polymerase II cis-regulatory region sequence-specific DNA binding
Source: RefSeq, a predicted model, not a curated record
CGGGAGGGGACAGGCGGUGGUGGCCCCAACGCUGGUCCCCUGAAGCUCUCGCGCGUCUCCUACUAUGGGAUGCCCAACCUGGCCACCCUCAUCCCCAGCGUCCAACAGGUCCAGUACUCGCAGGGGGAGCGGACGAGCCCUGGUGCCAGCAGCAUUCCCACCACCGACAGCCCCACCUCCUACCACAAUGAGGAGGAUGAGGAGGACGACGAGGCGUACGACACCAUGGUGGAGGAGCAGUACGGGCAGAUGUACAUCAAGUCCUCGGGAGGCUACUCUGUUGCUCAAGAGAAGCCAGAGCAGAUCCCACUGGAGAACCGCUCCUGUGUCCUCAUACGACGGGAUCUAGUUGCUCUCCCAGCCAGUCUUAUCAGUCAAAUCGGAUACCGUUGCCACCCAAAACUCUACUCGGAGGGAGAUCCUGGAGAAAAACUUGAGCUUGUUGCAGGCUCAGGUGUUUACAUCACCCGGGGACAGCUGAUGAAUUGCCACUUAUGCGCCGGUGUCAAACACAAGGUCCUUCUGAGACGUCUUCUGGCCACCUUCUUUGAUCGGAAUACACUUGCCAACAGCUGUGGAACUGGAAUCCGGUCCUCCACCAGCGAUCCCAGCAGGAAGCCCCUGGACAGCAGGGUUCUUAACGCAGUCAAAUUGUAUUGUCAGAAUUUUGCCCCGAGCUUUAAGGAAAGCGAGAUGAAUGUUAUAGCAGCCGAUAUGUGCACCAACGCCCGCCGCGUCCGCAAGCGCUGGCUGCCGAAGAUUAAAUCCAUGCUGCCGGAAGGGAUGGAGAUGUAUCGCACGGUCAUGGGCUCCACCACAAACAGUGUCCCCCUGGAUCCUGAAUUCCAGCCCAACACUGCUCAGGUCUUUGAGCAGCGAAUCUAUGCAGAAAGGAGGAGCGAUUCAGGAACUAUAGUAGCCUUGAGAACUAACACAGUGAACGUAGAGCUAAGCAACGGAUCCAACCAGUCCUUCGAACAGAGCGAGGAUGCCGAAGGGGCUGGCUCUGUCAUACAGGAGGCAGCUGCCACAGAUGCAAUGGCAUCGGAUACCCAAAGCACUCCGCAACCUUUUGAACAAGGUUCGGGCUCCUCCAGCCGGCCUGAAACUCCUGUGAGAAGACAAGAUGGUACUUACGGAGGGACUUUAUAAAGAGAGCAAAUGUUUCGUGACCUAUAAGGGAUCUGUAAUACUAAAGCUGCUUGCAUGCAUUACUAAUACAAAACAAAAAAUGUGAUCAAGCCACUUACCUACUGAACU